AUGGAGUUAUCCGAUAUCCAACCCGACAAGCAAUCGAAUCCAGCAGUUGAGCCGCUGGAAGAUCUCGUCACAGAAAAAACAUUGAAUGAAGAGUCUAGGCUUCCCCAGAAGUCGCAAGAUGAGACGGAAGACCUAGACGAUGAUUUGAUCAGCAUCCAGACUGAAACAGACAUUCUUCUUCCCAUAGAGAAAAAUUCAGAGAUUCCUGUUCAGGAGCACAAGCUCGGGCUUGAUAUUAACGCGAUUCGCGGUUGGUCUGGCUCACAAUACGACGACUACGAUGUUAUUGCCGUUCAUGGUAUACGCGAUGACUAUAAAACCGCCUGGAUGGACAAGAAGGGUGGUUGGGUCUUGAAAGAGAGAUUGUUUAAAGGCCUGUCAAUCAGGGAGAUUGAUUACUCUUACGAAAUUGACCAAAACUCGAUACUGUAUCGACAGAAUGGAAUUGAUAUUCUCGCUGAAAGUCUUCUCGACAGCUACGCAAAGGAGCGUGAGCAUCUGGCUGGAACAGAAACUGACCGACCGAUUAUUUGGGCGUGCCACGACAUUGGAGGAACAAUCGUCAAGCAGGCUCUUUUCAUAGCUUCACAGAACGUCGCGAAGUACGGCAAGAUAUUCAUGCAUACCACCGGCAUAGUGUUCAUUGGCACUCCACAUCGAUUCAAAUCGCACCAUGAUGCCCUGGAUCAGAUUUAUCAACUUUUAUUCCUUCCAGGGCCUGACAUCCAGAGAGGGGUUUCAAGGAUAGUGGAACAUCUAACAGAACAGAUAUCAUUGACCAACAAGCAAUUUGUCACCACUAAGCUGUUAGACAGAGCUUGCAUCUUCAACAUCAUAUCCCGGAGUAUCACCGAUAGCCUGACAGAAAUAGCUGAUGGACGCAACUACGACAAGGUUAGAGCCUGGAGUAAGGCGACAGUAACUCCGUUUCACAGAUAUUCACACUUUAUCGGGCAUUCGUUCGAAUCAAGUGGAAGAGUACACCAACGCACUGUUAACCACCUUGACCUUAUCCGCGAUGAGGGGUGUUCAGCGCUAGAAAGCUUUUCCAAACGAUUCGAAAUGACUGGAUUUAGUAAAUGA
Molecule: messenger RNA, 1083 nt
Organism: Fusarium poae
Lineage: Eukaryota; Fungi; Ascomycota; Sordariomycetes; Hypocreales; Nectriaceae
Exons: 5
Coding region: 1-1083 (360 amino acids)
Source: RefSeq, a predicted model, not a curated record